Molecule: messenger RNA, 1009 nt
Organism: Salmo salar (Atlantic salmon)
Lineage: Eukaryota; Metazoa; Chordata; Actinopteri; Salmoniformes; Salmonidae
Gene: uts2d
Product: urotensin 2 domain containing
Biological process (GO): regulation of blood pressure; blood vessel diameter maintenance
Cellular component (GO): extracellular region
Molecular function (GO): hormone activity
Source: RefSeq, a predicted model, not a curated record
GAAAUCGAAGGUGGCUACCUAUUGAUUGAGAGCACCGGGGGCUGAGCCCCCGUCUCCUCCUUCCACGUCAGACAGGAUAAAAGUAUGGUUGGGAUGGACCAAAGGCAGUAGAUCCUUUGGGCAGGUUGAGAACCAGCUGAUACUUGAACACUUCUUUGGGACAGUUGCUUCAUUGUCAUGGACAGGACUGUCUCUGUGAACUACUGGCUGGGACUGCUAGCCUUCCUGCUCCUACAAGGGGUAGUCAGUGUGGAGGGCAGAAGCAUCUUCAACCCUGGAAACCAUGUGUAUCAGCCAAGGGAAGGCACAGAUGGCCAGAACAAGAUUCUAGCAUUUCUACUACAUAAAAGCUUAGAACCUGUUGAAAGAAAUUACGCUUUAGGUUUACAUUUGGACAACAAACUAGCAGAGUUGGAGGAGCUAGAGGCUUUGAAGGAGGGCUUGGAGCUGGAGAGGGAGCUCUCAUCCAGCGUAUUAGCAGAGGACAAGUCCAUACCGAGGAAAAGGGAUUGUUUCUGGAAGUACUGUGUAUGACAGCCUAAGGGAGAGAAACUCUACUGAGUCCUGGUGCAUCACCCUAACCCUCCAAAGCCUUAAGACUCAACACGCUCACAGACAUCAACACAACUCCCCAUUUCCAUCACCAACUAUUGAAAUGUUGUAACAUAACUAAUGCACUCAUCGCACAUUGUACUGCUGAAGUCGUCAUGACUCGGGCCUACUAGCAUGACUAGGGUAUACUAGCAUGACUAGGGCAUACUAGCAUUUCUCUAAGACGGAGAGUGUUGUUGUCUUAACCAAAGAUCUGCUGGCAAAGGCCUUGGUCCAUAAAGUUUCCAUACCCAGAGGAACCGCCCUCUUCUCAAAACGUUGACUUUGUCUUCCCCUAGUGGUAAAUGGGGGCAGUGGUGCAAUUCAUUUUACUUUCCAUAGUCAAAUAUUAUAAAGUAUUGCUUUUUGAAUGUGUUACUGUUUCCUACAUUGAAUAAAUAAUAUAUUAUCAUGCUAA